ACUCUUAAGAAUAUAUACUAUAAUAGGUAUAAAAGAGAAAAGAGCUAUGCUAAUAUUGCUAGUGAUCUUAGUAUUUAUAGCUAUAACGUUGUAACGGGUCGAGUCCUAUUAGACUGCGCACGCAACUACAACGCGCCCACCGCGCCAAAAAGGCUGGCACAAGAUAUCAGAGCUGCUGAUAUCGUUGCGUAG
Molecule: messenger RNA, 192 nt
Organism: Exserohilum turcica Et28A
Lineage: Eukaryota; Fungi; Ascomycota; Dothideomycetes; Pleosporales; Pleosporaceae
Exons: 1
Source: RefSeq, a predicted model, not a curated record